Micromonas pusilla CCMP1545 is the source of this 890-nucleotide messenger RNA. RefSeq lists its product as uncharacterized. The coding region runs from base 1 to 840 and encodes 279 amino acids. The record is from RefSeq and is a predicted model, not a curated record. Gene Ontology annotation, cellular component: mitochondrial intermembrane space. Gene Ontology annotation, biological process: maintenance of protein location in nucleus; positive regulation of tyrosine phosphorylation of STAT protein. The transcript is spliced from 2 exons. Lineage: Eukaryota; Viridiplantae; Chlorophyta; Mamiellophyceae; Mamiellales; Mamiellaceae.
AUGAACGUUUUUUCACGGGAAAGUAGGUUCGAACACAACUGUUUUUCGAAGCGGCACCGCGAUCGCGAAGUCCACAACGCCCCCGCUCGCUCGCCGGACGCCACCCCCGGCGGCGACUCUCUCGAGGAACAGAGGAAGGGAAGCGCGCGCGCGAUGGACGAAGACUGCGCGGACUUCACGAUCACGAACGAGGAUCCCGUGGACGAGGAGACGGCCAAGUUCGACGCCAUCGUCGGCGCGCUCGAGGAGCUGCUCGCGUCCGAGGCGUUCGCCGCGGCGCAGUCCGCGUUCCUGCGACGACACUGCGACGUCUUCGAGGACACGGAGGAGAACAAGCUCGAGUACACGACGCUGUUCGACGAGUACACGAGCGCGCUGGAGGACGCGAUGGAGACGAGCCUGGGCGCCGCCGUGGAGGGCUUCGACAUGGCGGAGUUCGCGGAGAUGCUCGCGAAGAGAGAGGGCACGGGCGAGCUCGACGGCGACGCGUUCGAUCUGCUCAUGACGUUGUCCUCCUUCGACGCGUUCAAGGAGCUGAUGCUGGCGUACAAGGCGGAGAAGCACGGCGUCGGCGUGUUCGCGGAGGGCGAGGGCGAGGGCGGCGGCGGGCUCGGAGGGUUGGGCGUCGAAGGCGUCGGCGGCGGCGCGUUCGCCGUCGGCGGCGGCGGGCUGAACAUCGGAUCCGUCGCGGACGGCGCGGAGGGGGCGUCGUUCUCCGUCGGCGUGAGCGUGUCCCCGGCGAAGGAGCGCGAGGAGGAGAUGCUGGACGGGGACGAGCGGCCGGAUUUGGACGACGGGCUCGUCAUCACGCGAGGGCCGGGCGGCGAGGAGGGACCGUGACGACGACAACAAGCGCGUUUUGAUCUUACAUUCGAUCGAUUACGAUUCGC